Molecule: messenger RNA, 561 nt
Organism: Fonticula alba
Lineage: Eukaryota; Rotosphaerida; Fonticulaceae
Exons: 3
Coding region: 169-411 (80 amino acids)
Source: RefSeq, a predicted model, not a curated record
CCUGCCUCCUUGCUCCACACACCCCCCCCCCUGUACACCACCUUGCAUCCUUUCCUGCGCGUGACGGCUGUCCCAUCCCCCGGGCGUCCCCCCUUUUUCGCACACCACCCACACUCUCUUUCGCAUCGUCGCCACUCAGACACACUAGGAAGGAACUCUCCCCGCAAUAUGUCGGCCAUACUUGCAGGCAUCUCCACUGCGCUCGGCGUUCACUUUGCUCUCAAGGUCCGGCAGCGCGAGCUUGCCCAGCACGGCACCCGGAGUCUCCCUGUGUUCGCUCGAAAUGUGGCCCUCUUUUCGGCGGCCACCUUCACGGCGGGUUACUUUGGCAUCAAGAUUUUGAACAAGCUCCUGAUGUCCCGGCACUCCUUCAAGACAAAUGACACCGACAGCUUCCCCUCCGAUGAGUAGGGAAGCCCGUAUGUCGUCCCCGUUGCUCUGUCCCGUGUCCGCCGCCCCCUUCGGCUGGCGGACGGUGCGGGGCAACGGAUAUACACCCACGCCUGGUGUGCAGGUGCAAAAUGCGAGAAAAAAUAGACAUAAAAUCACCCUUUCAACGCA